AAAUGUAAAGAUUAUUUGCCUAUUUAUAAGUAUAACCAACCAUCUUAACAAAUAACACAGAAUGGAUUGCAGAAAGCUUGAAAUAACCGUGGUAUCAGCUAACAACCUCGAAGACGUACGCGUAUUCUUCGGGAAAACGGCAGUGCACGCUAGGGUUUCCAUCAACGGCAAACCGGAGACGGAGAGACGAACUCCGACGGACACUCACGGCAAUCAAAACCCGUCAUGGGAAUUCACGACCACUUACAUCAUAAUGGAGACAAUGCUGCAGAGCUGUAACGCUAUGCUUGUCGUUAAGCUGUACUGCGAUCGGAACGCCGGGGACAGAUACAUCGGAGAAGUCUACAUCUCCCUCAUGGAGCUUUUCGAUUGUGCCAAAUAUAACGGCGACGACGAGAAAAGCAGCAACCUGCAGGUUGAAUCUGAUAGCUGCGGCCGCCGGAGCGCGGUGAUGACUUUACCCGUGAUGAAGGGCUGCAUUCAGUCGCAGGGUGCUCUGAAAAUUUCUUACAGCUUCAGUGACAAGGUUUCCUUCGAUCAGCUGCUCAUGGCUGAGAAUGUUGCUCCAUUGAUCAUCUAGUUCAUUCUCCGAUCCUCCAAUUAUUUCAUCUCUAAUUAAGA
Erythranthe guttata (spotted monkey flower) is the source of this 621-nucleotide messenger RNA. Its product is annotated as protein SRC2. NCBI's taxonomy places the organism in Eukaryota, Viridiplantae, Streptophyta, Magnoliopsida, Lamiales, Phrymaceae. The record is from RefSeq and is a predicted model, not a curated record.